UCGCCCUAUCUGCCGCUAUUUCCAAAUUCCAAUUUCAUUUUGUAGAUAAGGGUCCAAACAGUUGGAUGACUGUGGCCAACUAAAUGACUAAAUCUGUUAUUCUACGAUUUACAUACAUUAUUAAUUCGGUGGUCACCAUUAAUCGUUGUUUUAUGUACCGGACUUUUUCAUUACAAACUUUUUAUGUUUCGGACUUUUUUACCGUUGACUUUAUGUACCUUGUAGGUACUUCCUAACCACAGAUUUUUUAUGCCUCGAACUUUUCAACCAUGGACUUUUUUUCUAGGACUUUUUUACCUCCGAAUUGUUGGUACUAUAUCUAUGGGUAUCACUCCAUUAAUAUUUGAUCAUCGUACACGAAUAUAUGAAAAUAGCAAAUGGAUACAAUAAUAGUAUGCUAUAUUAUAUAAUCACUAUGGUAGCCACUACUUGGUACCUAGGAGACGUUUAUUCAAAAUAUAAAUGCAUAAAAUUAUUACAAAGAUUAUUCUUUAUAUAGGUAGAAGUAUGUAUCGCACAUUUGUUUUAUUAACUUACUAUUGUAAUAUUCUUGUUUUGAUUUAAUCAUGUCGGGGCGAAUAAAUCCGUGUUCUAGAUGUUUAAUCGAAAAUUGUAUAAUUUCAAAAGUAGAUGACGAUCCUAGGGAUGAAAUAAUAGACAACACGAUCAUUUCACAAGCGGAAGACAAAACCAAAAGAUUGCUACAACUGUAUUUAAAAAAAAAAAAAGAGUAUUUGUCCAGUUUGGCAACGAAGAAAUGUAUACAAACGUCUACAACUACGAAACCAAUAGUUUACAAAUUGAACAAUAAUAACAUGCAAAAAAGGUCGUGGAAUACCAACAGAUUAAACGAAUUAUCUAAGCCCAGAAUCGAUUAUUACGAAUACACAGAGGAAAUCGUAACGACUAGACGUCGAUUUCGCCGUGUAAACAUUUCAAGGAUAAAUGACUUGGCCAUCCCGCGGAGAACGGCAUCGAGUGUUGAACAGGCUCCUCGCAAGUGCAAUUGUUGCACGGUACCUUUAUCGAUGUUGUUGCCGAGGAUAGAAAGACUGUCCGUAGCUCCGAGAAGGACGGACAUAGCCGAACACAUUAAAACAGACGAAGACACGUUUUCGGUUAAAAAGUCGGCUCUCAAAUUCGUCGCAUCAGAAAGGAUAAAACAGUUAGCAACACCACGACUGAACUCAUGGGAUUAGUUGUAUAUUUACAGUAACGUAUAUAUUUGCAAGUUCCAACACAAGUUGAAAAAUACCCAUACGUAUUUAUCGAAAAAUGAAGUGAAAUAUAUGAGUUUUAUAUUAUAUUUUGAUAAAUUGGAGAUUAAUGUAUAAUU
Molecule: messenger RNA, 1336 nt
Organism: Myzus persicae (green peach aphid)
Lineage: Eukaryota; Metazoa; Arthropoda; Insecta; Hemiptera; Aphididae
Exons: 6
Coding region: 567-1199 (210 amino acids)
Source: RefSeq, a predicted model, not a curated record